Molecule: messenger RNA, 1561 nt
Organism: Eutrema salsugineum
Lineage: Eukaryota; Viridiplantae; Streptophyta; Magnoliopsida; Brassicales; Brassicaceae
Product: abscisic acid receptor PYL8
Exons: 3
Coding region: 360-923 (187 amino acids)
Biological process (GO): abscisic acid-activated signaling pathway
Cellular component (GO): nucleus; cytoplasm
Molecular function (GO): protein phosphatase inhibitor activity; signaling receptor activity; abscisic acid binding
Source: RefSeq, a predicted model, not a curated record
UCGAGAGAGAGAAAGAGAAAAGUUUGUUGGAAGGAGUCUUCUCUCUCUCUUCUUUUAUCUCCCUCUAAAGACGGCGACUGAAAUCUAUCUUCUUCUUCCUUCAUUUUUCUUUCGCAUUAACGCUUUUAUCGGAGGAUCUAGCCGGAAAACUCUUUCUCCGAGAUCAGAUCUCCGACGAGUCAAAUCGCUGCAAGGAUCAGCUCUCUGAAGCUCGAUCUUACCUCUUUUUUUUUCGUUCUUUCCACUUUCCUGCUCAUAUUUCUCUCUCUGCGCUACAGUUUUGGUGUUUGUUUGUUUAUUUCUCUUUGCCAAAUCCGACGCGGUGGUGUAGAGAUUCAGAAACGUGGAAGAAGACGAAGAUGGAAGCUAACGGGAUGGAGCCGAAUCCGGAGAGAGAGUAUAUCAGGAGGCAUCAUAAGCACGAGCUUGUGGAGAAUCAGUGUAGCUCAACGCUGGUUAAGCACAUCAAAGCUCCUGUUCAUAUCGUGUGGUCUCUUGUGAGAAGAUUCGAUCAGCCACAGAAAUACAAGCCAUUCAUUAGCAGAUGUGUGGUGAAAGGAAACAUGGAGAUUGGUACAGUAAGAGAAGUGGAUGUGAAAUCAGGUUUACCAGCAACUAGAAGUACUGAGAGAUUGGAGUUGCUUGAUGAUAAUGAGCAUAUUCUCAGCAUCAGAAUCGUUGGUGGUGAUCAUAGACUCAAGAACUAUUCGUCAAUAAUAUCUCUUCACCCUGAGACCAUAGAAGGAGGAAGAAUAGGGACACUUGUGAUUGAGUCUUUUGUGGUGGAUGUACCAGAAGGGAACACAAAGGAUGAGACUUGUUACUUUGUGGAGGCUCUAAUCAAAUGCAAUCUUAAAUCUUUAGCUGAUAUCUCUGAACGUCUUGCGAUUCAAGACAGAACAGAGUCCAUGAACAGAGUCUAAGAGAGAGAUUGAAGAAGAAGAAAGAAACUAUUGAAAAAAUGGAGAUGGAGUCAAAGUGAAAAGAUUUUGUUUCCCUGGAUGAAAGCUUUCAGAGGGAAAAUAGAAGAGUCCUCUUUGGGGAUUGGACAGGGAAAUAAAGUAAUCAUCAUUUACCGUUACAUAAUAAGUUUCUUUAUUUUACUUUUUUUUUUUUUUUUUUUUGUGGGGGUCUCUUUUCACUUCUUCCCUUUUGUUUUUAAUUUUAUGAAUGUUUUUGGUUUCUUCUCUAUAGAACCAAAAUAUAAUUUUGGAGUUUGGCUUUUGCCACUUGCAGGAAUCUUACAAUUUGCAGAGACAUGUUAAAAGUGUGAUCAUGGGGUUCCACUCUUUCUUCCCCUUUUUUUUGUAACACUUUUAGCUGCACCCAUAAAGGUCACACACCGUCUUUUUUUAUUUCUUUUUUUGUUUUCUAGUAACUUUAUUGAACCAAUAGCAUUUGUGGGAUGUGAAAGAUCUCCACAAGGACCAUUAAGGAAAGGGAUCUUUCUUGUAUAUAGUUUAUAGAUUUUGUCUUGACUUGUGUGAUUGAGGAAACACACAUUAGCUCCAUUAGCUGUAAAAGCUAUUUCCUUUUUAUUUUAGUAUUUUACAUUACCAAA